Molecule: messenger RNA, 6326 nt
Organism: Lepus europaeus (European hare)
Lineage: Eukaryota; Metazoa; Chordata; Mammalia; Lagomorpha; Leporidae
Gene: EVI5
Product: ecotropic viral integration site 5
Exons: 20
Coding region: 250-2730 (826 amino acids)
Source: RefSeq, a predicted model, not a curated record
CGGGAGGCGGCCCUGAGCGCCCGGGCCAGCGCGGUGCGCCUGAGGACGCGGGAGAGGACGGCCCGCGGACCCGCGAGCGGGGCCGAGGCUCUGGGACGCGGCGGCGGCGCGGCUGCCGGCUGCAUGGGAAGUUAAUGUUUACAGCGAAGUCCACCCAGCGUUUCCAAGGUGGCGACAGACAAGGUUGCAGAAAAGCUGAGUUCUACUCUCUCAUGGGUGAAGAACACGGUGUCGCAUACAGUCAGUCAGAUGGCCAGUCAGGUGGCAAGUCCAUCGGCUUCAUUACACACUACAUCCUCGUCUACCACACUGUCAACACCAGCCCUUUCACCAUCGUCGCCAUCACAACUGAGUCCAGACGAUUUGGAACUCCUGGCUAAACUGGAGGAACAAAACAGAUUGUUAGAGACGGACAGUAAGUCUUUAAGAUCUGUAAAUGGGUCAAGAAGAAACAGUGGCUCCUCUCUUGUGUCAAGUUCAUCAGCCUCUAGCAACCUCAGCCACCUCGAGGAAGACUCCUGGAUUCUUUGGGGAAGAAUUGUUAAUGAAUGGGAAGAUGUGCGCAAAAAGAAGGAAAAGCAAGUUAAGGAACUUGUUCGUAAAGGAAUACCCCACCACUUUAGAGCAAUAGUUUGGCAACUUUUAUGCAGUGCACAAAGUAUGCCGAUUAAGGAUCAGUAUUCAGAACUCCUGAAAAUGACCUCACCUUGUGAAAAAUUGAUCCGAAGGGAUAUUGCUAGAACAUAUCCUGAACACAAUUUUUUUAAGGAAAAAGAUAGCCUUGGGCAGGAGGUUUUAUUUAAUGUAAUGAAGGCAUAUUCUUUAGUGGAUCGUGAAGUUGGUUACUGUCAAGGAAGUGCUUUUAUAGUUGGAUUGUUGCUUAUGCAGAUGCCAGAAGAAGAAGCUUUCUGUGUAUUUGUUAAAUUAAUGCAAGACUAUAGACUUCGCGAACUUUUUAAACCAAGUAUGGCAGAAUUGGGCCUUUGUAUGUACCAGUUUGAAUGCAUGAUACAGGAGCAUCUUCCCGAGCUCUUCGUACAUUUUCAGUCUCAGAGUUUUCAUACCUCAAUGUAUGCAUCAUCCUGGUUUCUGACUAUCUUUCUUACCACUUUUCCACUACCAAUUGCAACAAGGAUAUUUGAUAUCUUUAUGUCUGAGGGUUUAGAAAUAGUCUUCCGAGUAGGAUUAGCGCUUCUUCAAAUGAAUCAGGCAGAACUAAUGCAACUUGACAUGGAAGGUAUGUUACAGCACUUUCAGAAGGUCAUUCCACAUCAGUUUGAUGGUGGUCCAGACAAACUCAUCCAAGCAGCUUACCAAGUCAAAUACAACUCAAAAAAAAUGAAAAAGCUUGAAAAGGAAUACACUACAAUAAAAACUAAAGAAAUGGAAGAACAAGUUGAAAUUAAAAGAUUACGCACAGAAAAUAGACUUUUAAAACAGCGUAUUGAAACAUUAGAAAAAGAAAGUGCUUCCUUGGCAGAUAGAUUGAUACAGGGACAAGUGACAAGAGCCCAGGAGGCUGAGGAAAACUACCUCAUAAAACGGGAGCUGGCCACCAUCAAACAGCAGAGUGAUGAGGCCAGUGCUAAACUGGAGCACGCUGAGAGUAUCAUCAGGAAGCUCCAGCAUCAGCAGCAAUGGCAUAAAUGCAGUUCCAACUACAACGAAGAUUUUGUGCUACAGCUAGAGAAGGAAUUGGUCCAAGCUCGACUGAGUGAAGCCGAGUCUCAGUGUGCACUGAAGGAGAUGCAGGAUAAAGUCCUGGAUAUAGAGAAGAGGAACAACUCUCUUCCUGAUGAAAACAACAUUGCAAGACUUCAGGAAGAGCUUAUUGCUGUGAAACUGAGAGAAGCAGAGGCCAUUAUGGGUUUGAAAGAACUCAGACAGCAGGUCAAGGAUUUAGAGGAACACUGGCAGCGGCACUUAGCUCGUACUACUGGGAGAUGGAAAGAGCCACCUAAGAAAAAUGCUGUGAAUGAGUUACAAGAUGAACUGAUGACCAUUCGACUUCGAGAAGCUGAGACACAAGCAGAAAUAAGAGAAAUAAAACAAAGGAUGAUGGAAAUGGAAACACAGAACCAGAUCAAUAGUAACCAUCUUCGAAGAGCAGAACAAGAGGUGACCAGUCUACAGGAGAAGGUGCAGUAUCUUUCUGCACAGAACAAAGGACUGCUUACUCAAUUAAGUGAAGCAAAGCGCAAACAAGCGGAGAUUGAAUGCAAGAAUAAGGAAGAAGUGAUGGCUGUGAGGCUCCGGGAAGCAGAUAGCAUAGCUGCUGUGGCUGAGCUGCAGCAGCACAUUGCUGAGCUGGAAAUCCAGAAAGAAGAAGGAAAGCUUCAAGGACAGCUAAACAAGUCUGAUUCUAACCAGUAUAUUAGGGAACUGAAAGAUCAGAUAGCUGAGCUGAAUCAUGAGCUCAGGUGCCUAAAAGGCCAGAGGGGCUUCUCAGGCCAACCUCCUUUUGAUGGAAUCCACAUUGUCAACCAUUUGAUGGGAGAUGACGAGUCAUUCCAUUCCUCCGAUGAAGAUUUUAUAGAUAAUUCCUUCCGGGGAAGUGGCAUUGGUUUUCCUUUUCACAGAAAGUCUGGCCCGAUGUCUUUGGACCCUGCUGGGGCAGAUGGUAGUGAGAGUGAAACGGAGGACAGUGUGCUGGAGACCAGAGAGAGCGACCGAGUGAUUCAGAAGGAGCGGCCCCCCACAAGAAGAGAGUCGUAUUCAACCACUGUCUGACCAUCACUGUGACCUAGACUGGAUUUCUAAGGGAUCAAUUGUCAUAUGACUAGGGAUCUUUGAGACUUACCUGUUUCAUAUGUACAUAUAUUUAUAUACAUAUAUACAUAUACAUAUAUAUAUACAUAUAUAUAUAUUUUACAAUCUUACCUGCCUUUUUAUCUGCCAAAUCUUUACCACUGACUGACCAUUGCCAUAAAGUAGAGUGGAAUAUGGCUAAUGGGUAUAAUAAGGCGCUAACAGUAUUACUGAAUAUUAAAGUUUCUUGUUUAAAAAUUACAAUUAUGUAUGUGGGAACCAUUUUGAAGUUCAAAACCAUGGAAAAAUGAACUUUGUUCACAGAAAACUCUUGUGCAAUAUCUUGUGCUUAGUGAACACAUUGUGUAUUUGUGUUUAUCAGUUUGCUUUCAAGCUGGUUCUCUACAGACAUUUGACCAAGAUGUACAUGUGAUUUGCCUUGUGUUUUGUGUUUGGGUUUUUUUUUUUUUCCCAUUAAAAUUACUGUUUUAGGGGCAAUAAUUUGCAUACCCAGUAAAAUGCCAUUUGGGAUGCCCACAUCCCAUAUUGGAAGACCUGGCUUUAAGUCUCAACUCCACAUCUCAUUCCAGCUUCCUGCUAAUGUAUACCUGUCAACCACUUAGGUCUCUGCCACUAACAUGGGAAACCUGGAUUGAGUUCCCAACUCCUAGCUUUGAGUGGACCCAGCCUUGGCUGUUGUGGGCAUUUGGGGAAUGAACCAGCAAACGGGAACUCUGUCUUUCUCUGUCUCUGUGCGUGUGUGUGUGCAUGUGUCCCCCUUUGCCUGUUGAAUAAAUUAAGUAAAUAAAAUUUUAAAUUACUGUUAUUUUAGUGGGCCACUGAAAGUUCCCAGACACAAAACCUUUUUCCUGUAUGAUUUUUAAACACAAAUUAAUUGGUAUAUAUUUUGAGAGUUUUAAGUUUUGUUUUAAUUUCUAAUUUCUGUGUGCAUAUGAUGCUUCCAUGUGCUGGUUUCUGUCAGAGUGGUAGGUUAACUGCAGGUGACGUGGUUCAUUUGUACAUAUUGUAAAUCUGCACCACCCAACACUGAACAGCAUUUUAUAUGAGGAGCCUACAUGCUGCAAAAUGACUGCUAUCAGCAUUCUAACAGAAUUUAUGUAAAUAAUAGGUUAAAAGAAAAUUGAAAAAUAAAACCAAACACUAAUAUUCUCAUAGCUUUAGUAUUAUGCCUAGCAUUCAACACUAGCAGAUUUAUAACUUAACUGAUGCCUGUUCAAAAACACUUGAUGAAAUAUUUCAUUUUGUGUGACUUAUAACUAUUAAAUUUGUCAUGGUUAAAGAGGUUAUAACACAUGUUACUUAGUGCUAAUAUUCUACUUAAUAUAAUUUAAGCAGUGGGCUAAGGUCCAAUAUACACAGCAGUUAAUAUCUCCAAAUAAUCUAUGAGUGUUAUUUUCAGAUUCUCUAGUUCCUCAUUAAUAGAUAAAGCCAUAAAACUCUUUUCCUGCCAGUUCUUUAUUUUUCAUCAUUUUGACAUUUUUACAAGAAAAUUGAAUGGCCAUCACUAAUAAAUUGGGAGGAACACCCAAAUAACCCUUCCCCAAGUCUCAGCACAGGUUGAUAAGUAUAGAUACUAGUCCUGUGAUUCCCUAGAAACUGUGGCCCACGGGUUAAUCCCAGCCUUACCUUUUUAAAGAGGGGGAAAUCUAAAAGCGUAGUUUCUGUAAUGGGAAAAUUAUGUGAAAUUCAAAUACCUGUCCCUAAGGAAGGUUUUAUUGGAGCACACCCAUGCUUACCCAUUUAUUUACAUCUUGUUUGUAGCUGCUUUUGUGUUACCAUGACAGAAUUGAAAUGGAGACAAUAUGGCUCAUAUAGUCUAAAAUAUUUUGUUUUUUUACAGAAAAAAAAUCUGCUAACCCUUGAUCUAGAAACUCUAAAAUGCUAAAAUGUAGGUUUACUUCUUUGUAUUGGCUCAGUGGAAGAUCAGACCAUGUGUUUUUGCUGUUGAGCUAAUGAUUCGGAAACAGAAUUUCUUUAUGGAUGUUAUACUCAGAGCUAUUCCAAAUGGAAAGUGUGCUAGCUGUUUUUAUGAAGUCUUUGAUUCCAUAGAAAACUUUGGAAGGAAAUCCAUACCUUUGGAGAAGGAGAAAGGAAGGAAAGAAUUCCAGAGUCCUAGCACUCACUGUUCCUUAAAGAAUGCAGCAUUGACCUUAGGGUACAUUUCAUUGAAUAAACAUUAUAAGUUGACUUUAAACUUAGAACAUCUUUCUAAAAUCAUGUUUGAAUUCUCAACUUUGAAACAUACUCUUAGAGAAUUUCUUAAGUACUGUUUCUGGGUAGGAAUUAGGUGUUUAAAGAAUCCUGGGAAACAAGCCUUAAUGUAUUGACAUUGUUAUAAUUUGGACAAUGAAAAUCUGGAAGCAACACUCUUCUCAUUCAAGGUCUUUGAUUGAAAUAGCCGUAAAGGGUUUAAAAUUGUCCUGGUGUUUAGGAUGCUGUGCCCUGGUUUGACUUCAUUCUGUAAUUUGAAAUGAAUAUAGGAUUAUUAUUCAAGACUUUGAGGCAUUGAACAAUGUUCUCUUGGUUGAUUUUAUUUCAUCUGUAAUGUUUUUGUGUCAUUCAGAUGUUAUUCAAUUAAGUACUUAGAGUUGAGGAAUAUUCAGGGAAGAAAAGUGAGUGAAGUGACUUAGAAUAGAACGACUUGCUGCCUUGGUAUAGGUAGCUUCCUGAUGUGCUGCUACCCUCGGUUGAAAUGCUACAUGUACAGGCUGUGACCUGAAUAAAGUGGAAACUGCAUUGAAAUCAUGAAACAGAGACCUUUUAGAUCAAGAAAACACAUCAACAGCCUUUUAAAAAAUAAGGGGAAAUUUUUUCUUCUUGGAAAAACAAGUCAAAGAUGAAACUUUGCACAGUCUCCACGCUUUCUUUUAUUUCUUUACUAGAUAGCAGGCACUCAAAUGUUUGCUGGCUAAUUGAGAGACAUCAGGUUCCAACUCACUGGCCAAUUAUUUUGAAAGAAAGAAAAGCCUUUUUCUCAGCUCUGAACGUGGUGCAGCUUGUUACUCUAUAGAUAGUGCCUUUAAAUGAAAUAAGUUCUAGCCCUUUUCAAGGAUAUUGUUUCUGGCUUCAUACACCAGUCAUUCCUCAUGAUAAACUGUAAUAUUUUACAUGAUAAGCGAUAAUAUUCAGAUUUACAAUUUAAGUAUAUAGAUAUGUUUUUUGAUAAAGUUCUUUUGUGACCACCUUGGCUAUUGACAGCUAACAUUUCAUAAAAUCAGUGAGUUACUUAAUAAAGCAAUGAGUUUAGCUUGAAAGUUAUUGCUGCUCUAUCAUUAACACAACAGUAAGUUUUAAAAAUUAAUUUUAAUUCUACUGAAAUUAAAGUUUCUGAUUCAAAGUAGCACGGAUACUUUUUAUAAUCAGAGCUUUUACAUCACAUCCAUUGAUCCCUUCUUUUUACUUCAAAGAAGUGAUGGUAGAAAAAUACGUUCAAUAUAUUACAGAGAUGCAAAGUGAUAAUGUAUUUUAUUUUACUGUUGGGAUUUUUUAUUGUAACAUUGUAUGAUAACCUGAAAUGUUUACUUGUGCCUUUGCUUUAAACAAAUAAAAAGUUUUCC